Messenger RNA from Symbiodinium natans, 488 nucleotides. The record is from the annotation of a GenBank genome assembly. NCBI's taxonomy places the organism in Eukaryota, Dinophyceae, Suessiales, Symbiodiniaceae.
GCACUUUGGAGCGCCGUCCCUUGGCAAGCUCCAUGUGCUACCACUGGAGGAUGGCAAACUGGUACCUGCGUCAUUUAAAGUACCAUAGUGAUGUGGAAGAUGACGUCAGACGCAUUGUGCUAGAGGAGCAGAGCCACAACGUGCUGCAUGUGCGGUAUCCCAACGUCGAAAGCCCCUUCAAGGUCGACGUGGGACAUCGCAUUAUGUCACUUGCCGUUACCCUGCUUUGUUCUGAGCUCGCCGGUGCGUGGUGCAACCAUAUCACCUAUCUGACGCAGGGCACCUGGAUGGAGGCAUACAUCGUAUGGGUGUAUGAGCGUGCGCCUGGGCACCAGCAACAGUUGGACGUCGAGAGCUUCCUUUGGCAUUUGUUCAACUGCGUCAAGUUUUCGUCGAUGGAGGCAGAUGAGAUGGAGCAGCUUCGAGUGGACAACGCCGACUGGAGAACAAUGUCACUGCAUUUUUGGCAGCGCUGUGGGUGGCGGUGA